Molecule: messenger RNA, 727 nt
Organism: Salvia splendens (bonfire salvia)
Lineage: Eukaryota; Viridiplantae; Streptophyta; Magnoliopsida; Lamiales; Lamiaceae
Exons: 3
Coding region: 249-527 (92 amino acids)
Source: RefSeq, a predicted model, not a curated record
AAUAGAUAGACAAGAAAGGAUUUAAAUUGCAGUUUCUGAAAUUGGAAAAGGGAAUUUGCGAUUGCUACAGUCUGUUGGAGAUGGGUUCAGGGAAUUUGGGGUAGCACUAUUCAAAAACGCAAAAAAAAAAGACGAUUUGGGAUGGGUUUUGGUGUAUGGUUGGAGGUAUUUUCACUGCAAGAUUGGGUUUUACUACUGUUUUAGGGUAUGGUUGGGGAUGCCCAGGAAAAAAUUGGUUAUAACCUUCAAUGGCAACUGGAAAGACUCCAAACGAGAACCCCUCAUCCAUAGCUUCUACGCCAGCUGCAGCUUCAUGUCGGAAGAAGAAGAGUGAAAGUGCAACUUUCCUAGAGGAUGUGAAAGACCACAUUGAUGAAUUCAUCCAUGCUUCUAUGGACGAACACAAGACUUGUUUCCAAAAGACAAUCAAGAAGAUGUUCGGGAUGUCAAAAGCUGUUGCAGAGAAGAACUCUGAGGCCAAGGAAAUUGAAAGUUCUUUGCCUCUUCGAACGACUGUUGCUGAGUAAGGUGUAUUCUGCCCUGCCUUGACAUGAACUUAAUAGAUACUAGUAUAUUUAGUUGUUGUCACCAGUUUUAGAUAUGUGGAGUAAGUCAUCUUUGAGACUGUUACUUGGAACUUGGAAGUUAUUAACUUGAUGUGAAUCUUGUACUACUUGGCAACCUUGGGCCCAGACAAUUCAACAAUAUUCACAACAUCUUGUCAGUA